AAAAAAUUUCAUAAAAAUGAAGGAAAUUCAGAAAAUUUAUUAUGAUUACCGCAAAUUUUAUUCAAUAUGCUAACUAUUUUACUCAUAUCUUUCUUCUCCCUAGCUUGGACUACGCCAGUCCCCUUUGACCCAAUGAUGAAUGAGGGGUUAUACGACGGAGACUUGGCAGGUGUUGAACUUGACGAAAAUCGAAAUGCUAUACCAAGAGACUCUCAGAAAUGGCCUGGUGGUGUAGUGCCGUACAUCAUUUCUCCUGAAUUGUCGUUUUUUACUUCAGAAAUUAAGAGGGCAAUGCAGUAUAUUCAGAUGUAUACCUGCGUUCGUUUUGUUGAGAGGACGAACCAACAGGAUUACGUAAAACUUUUCAAAGGCAAUGGAUGCUGGUCUCAUUGGGGAAGAACAGGGAGAGAACAAUCAUUGUCAUUGGGAGAUGGUUGCCAUUGGUUCGGUACGACAACACACGAACUCCUGCACGCUGUUGGCUUUGAACAUGAACACAACAGAUCAGACAGGGAUGAUUACUUGAACAUCCAUUGGGAAAACAUUGAAGAAAAAUGGUAUUACGCAUUCAAGAAACUCGCUCCUCAUGAGAAUAGGAUUCUUGGACCAUUUGACUUCGGUUCCAUCAUGAUGUAUGGCAGCAACGCAUUCGCCAAGAAACAGGGUCAAUACAGUUUUACAGACAAGAAGGGCGGAUACGUAAAUGAUAAAAGGGACACAAUGUCUUGGGGUGAUGUCAACAAGAUUAAAAAGCUGUAUAACUGCUAAAAAUAAUUAUUAAAUUGCAUAUAAUAUAAUAAACAGAUUUUAAUUUUA
This is a messenger RNA of Parasteatoda tepidariorum (common house spider), 816 nucleotides long. Its product is annotated as astacin-like metalloprotease toxin 5. Gene Ontology annotation, molecular function: metalloendopeptidase activity; zinc ion binding. The record is from RefSeq and is a predicted model, not a curated record. NCBI's taxonomy places the organism in Eukaryota, Metazoa, Arthropoda, Arachnida, Araneae, Theridiidae. Gene Ontology annotation, biological process: proteolysis.